AUGGAGACCCUUCUCUCUCCUUGCUCUCUCUCUCCUCCUCUCAAUCCCAAACUAUUAUCUUCUCAACAAACCAAACUAACUUCACAUUCCUUGUCCUUCUCGAAUCCCACUUUCGCCGGUUCUAAACACCUUUCAUCCCGGUUUAUCGCUAAACCAGAAUCUUGGUUAACAGAUGCAAAGCAAGGACUAGCUGCUCUAGCUCUAUCUCUGGCUCUUACUUUCUCGCCUGUUGGCACUGCCUUAGCCUCUGAGUUCAAUAUCAUCAACGAUGGUCCACCAAAAGAAACUUACGUAGUCGAUGAUGCUGGUGUUCUUAGCCGAGUCACGAAAUCAGAUCUUAAGAAGCUCUUGUCCGAUCUUGAAUAUCGAAAGAAACUUCGGCUCAAUUUCAUCACUGUCAGAAAGCUCACUAGUAAAGCAGAUGCGUUUGAGUAUGCAGACCAGGUUUUGGAGAAAUGGUACCCUUCGAUUGAAGAAGGUAACAAUAAGGGUAUUGUUGUUUUGAUCACAAGUCAGAAAGAAGGAGCCAUCACUGGUGGUCCUGCUUUUAUUGAAGCUGUUGGUGAAAAGAUUCUCGAUGCUACGGUUUCUGAAAAUCUUCCCAUACUAGCGACAGACGAAAAAUACAAUGAGGCUAUAUACAGCAGUGCGAAACGGUUGGUAGCAGCUAUAGACGGUCUACCUGAUCCCGGUGGUCCAGAAGUGAAGGAUAACAAAAGAGAAUCAAAUUUCAAAACGAAAGAAGAGACAGAUGAGAAGAGGGGACAGUUCAGUCUUGUCGUUGGAGGUUUGCUUGUAAUUGCCUUUGUUGUUCCCAUGGCACAAUACUAUGCUUAUGUCUCCAGGAAGUAG
Thlaspi arvense is the source of this 852-nucleotide messenger RNA. NCBI's taxonomy places the organism in Eukaryota, Viridiplantae, Streptophyta, Magnoliopsida, Brassicales, Brassicaceae. The record is from the annotation of a GenBank genome assembly.